AUGGGUAGAGCUGCCGGUUCUUCACCAUCGUCGUCUUUCGAGAGCAGCAGCAACCACUUCUUCGGUGCCGGUGCAGCUUCUUCUUCCAUGGAUUUUGGCACUGAUCUUAGACUUGGUCUUAGCAUUUCAACCUCUCCUCCUUAUGCGAGGGAGCAGCCGAUGUUAAGGCAGGUGCUUGGUGAAGAAGAAGAUGAGUGCAACAGUGCAACUUUCUUUGUUAAAGUUUAUAUGGAAGGGAUUCCUAUUGGGAGAAAACUGGACUUGUUGGCUCAUGAUGAUUACUAUGACCUCAUAAGGAGUCUUCAACAUAUGUUCAACACAAAUAUUAUCUGGGCUGAAGCUGAGGUUGAUGGAGAUCAUUAUGAGAAAUACCCUGUGCUAAUAUAUGAAGACAAGGAAGGUGAUUGGAUGAUGGUUGGUGAUGUUCCAUGGGAGUAAGUAAAAAAAAAACCAUUUUCGAUUUUUAAUUUACAAAUA
Molecule: messenger RNA, 477 nt
Organism: Hibiscus syriacus
Lineage: Eukaryota; Viridiplantae; Streptophyta; Magnoliopsida; Malvales; Malvaceae
Product: auxin-responsive protein IAA20-like
Exons: 3
Coding region: 1-438 (145 amino acids)
Biological process (GO): regulation of DNA-templated transcription
Cellular component (GO): nucleus
Molecular function (GO): protein binding
Source: RefSeq, a predicted model, not a curated record